CUGGUCUCUGUGGCCUCCUGAGCUACACGAUUUGGGAGAUCCACAGCUAAGACGCCAGGACUCCCUGGAAGCCUAGAAAUGGGACCAUUGACAUUCAUGGAUGUGGCAAUAAAAUUUUCUCUGGAAGAGUGGCAAUUCCUGGACACUGCACAGCAGAAUUUAUAUAGGGAUGUGAUGUUAGAGAACUACAGCAACCUGGUCUUCUUGGGUGUUGAUGUCUCUAAGCCAGAUUUAAUCACCUGUCUGGAGCAAGGAAAAGAGCCCUGGAAUAUGAAGAGACAUAAGAUGGUAGCCAAGCCCCCUGUGAUCUUCCUUGACGUUUACAGUGACAGCCAAAAUCUUCUUCGUGGCAUAUAA
Messenger RNA from Symphalangus syndactylus (siamang), 357 nucleotides. Its product is annotated as zinc finger protein 723-like. Gene Ontology annotation, biological process: regulation of DNA-templated transcription. The record is from RefSeq and is a predicted model, not a curated record. Lineage: Eukaryota; Metazoa; Chordata; Mammalia; Primates; Hylobatidae.